GACUUCAUUGCAUUAAGGGCUGGGUAAACAAGCGCAGCGCAAGCUGCUGCUGCCACUCAAUCUAAAAGCGAUGCUUUUUAGUGCCUGAGCGGCCUCAACGGCCUCAACCUCGAAGAGGAAUCUUUAAGCAAACGCAGCAAACGUCUACAAAGCGUAAUGAACACCCGGUUUUUUGCUGGCCUAUCAGUGGCUCAUCAGUGAAGAACUGGAGCUGAAAAAACUGGUUUAAGUAUUCUCAGUAACAGAAGAUAGACAGCUGCAAUCAAAAUGGCUGACUCCCUGGUGCUUGUCCAACUAAAAGGCAACAGAAAUACAGCCAAGCGCCAGUUCUUUCGUUUGGCCAACAAUGUGCAAAGAAUGUACACCGUGAUGUCCGAAGAGGAACUCAAAGACAGUUUUAAAACACUAACAAUAGAAGCCAAUAAAGUUUUUGAAGCCAAUGAUGAUGUAGAAGACCAGUAUGCUGCAGAAUCACAGCUAGAGGGAGACACCCUUACAGAGGAGCACAGGGCAGAUUUGGAGAAGACGAAAACUGAGUGUGAAAAUAGAUUAGAUGAACUGAAGGAUAUAAUUCUGACAACUCUCUGGGCUAAAUACGGAGAAGAGGAGCUAAAAAUGGUAGUAGAAACAGCAGAGUCAGAGGCACAGCGAAUUGGAGCAAUUGAACCCAAUGAAGAUGAAGAAGGUUAUGAUUUCAUGGUAAAACACCUGGGGACUCUGGUCGGAAGAGCCAAAACUCUCCACACACAAUGGAAGUGCUGGGCCCCUCCCCCAGAGCAGAAGGACCUCCAGUCUCGUGUGAGUGACCUGGAACGAGCACUUCUUAAGCUAACCGCUAGAAAAGUGCAGUUUAUUCAAGCCAGAGUCAAAGACAGACUGAGCUCCACUAUUGACUACAUUGCAACACCAGCCAUAAAACUGAACGUAACACACCUGCCCAAGUUUCCUGGCAUGAAAUGUGAUUUCUACCUCUGGAAAAAGGACUGGGAAGAACAGCAGGAACAAAGAGCAAGAGAACUUAAAAAGCACCAGCUACUCAGCAGCAUAGAUGACAGAACUGUAAGAGAUCUCCGCUUGUCAGCCUGUACCAGUGCCAAUGACAUCUUUAGAGUCCUUAAUGAUCACUUUGGCAGCAAGACCUCUGUCAACGAACAGACUCUUAAACCAGGGCAUGAUUCAAUACAGAAUGGAACCAUAGGGUCAACCAGUCUUUCUCCAGGUUGUGUCAUCUGCGGUGAUAGCAAGCACAGCAAAAGAUUGUAUUUCUGCAAACGAUUUCAAGUACUCAAAAUAUCUGAGAAAAAAGAUGCUGUAAGAAAACUGGGGGCCUGUAUUAAGUGCCUCGAGGUUCACAGCGAACAUGACAAUUGCAAAGAAGAAUUUUUCUGCAACCGACCCGAAUGCAGCAAAAGCAAAGAGCAUCACUUUCUCCUGUGUCCCAGACCUGUGCCAAAGACCAGGGUCAGCGCAGUGGGUGGUGACAGUAAUAAGAGCUAUACAGAAGCCCAGAAAGAGUUUGUUAAAAAACUCCCUUCAGGACGUGCCAAAGAAAACAACCAUGUUUUCAGCAACUCCAUGACCAAAACCUCCAUUACAACAAGCAAUCAACCUGCUGGAGAAUGGUUCGGAGGAGCUUCUCGUCAAAAUGAUGCUGCUCGAGGUAACGGCCAACGAUGGGUAAAAGAUUGGCACGCUCAACGACCUGGCGCCAGAUACAAAUCCUAUAACUCACAGUCCACCCAAAAACCUCAGCCUCAAAAGUCUUGAAGAUAUACAUACAAAAAGUUGUGGUUAAAACAACUAUUUUGAUGAAGAAUGUUUGCUAAAAUAUAAAAUACUAGAAGUUUGACUUGACUGUAAUGAGUUAAUGAUAAGAUGGAAAAACUGUAAUAAGUUUAAAAAUAAUUUUUGGGUUAAUGCUAGUUGAAAAACCUAACCCUUGUUACAUUUGCCUUAUGUAUUUCACCUGCCCUUAAAUGGACAAUGACAUCAAUAAAAAACAGAGAAACAAA
This is a messenger RNA of Boleophthalmus pectinirostris (great blue-spotted mudskipper), 2012 nucleotides long. RefSeq lists its product as uncharacterized. The record is from RefSeq and is a predicted model, not a curated record. Bases 268 to 1767 code for a protein of 499 amino acids. NCBI's taxonomy places the organism in Eukaryota, Metazoa, Chordata, Actinopteri, Gobiiformes, Gobiidae. The transcript is spliced from 2 exons.